Molecule: messenger RNA, 1766 nt
Organism: Phalaenopsis equestris
Lineage: Eukaryota; Viridiplantae; Streptophyta; Magnoliopsida; Asparagales; Orchidaceae
Exons: 2
Coding region: 478-1419 (313 amino acids)
Cellular component (GO): membrane
Source: RefSeq, a predicted model, not a curated record
UCAAACAUUAUGAGAAUCUUCCCUUGCAGGAAGUCUCACGUUCUUAGCUCUAUUUCAUUGACGGGAUUUUAGGUUUCCGAAUCACUACCUGCUUCUGAAUUUUUAUUCGAGAAGGAAGGCUUUCAAAUCCAGGUCGCUAUCUCCUUUAGCUAGAUUGGGUGUUUUGGCGGACAUUGCUUCCCGUUAGCGCGGUUAGGGUUAUCUGUGAAGAUAUUUUCUCAAGGAUUCCGAAUUAUUGUGGUGAUUUAAUGCUGUAUAAUUUCCACAUUUGAUUCAUGGAGGACCUGUCUUUUGGAACUUCUCGAUCUGUGAGGUUCUGUGGAUCGAGGCUGCGCAUCUUCAUUUGUGUUCCUGUGUUUCUAGUCUGAAGAUCUCGAAUGUAGUUUGUCCUAGAUCUCUUUGGUUGGUGAUUGAAGGGAUCUAGGGCAAAGUGAGUUCUGAAGAAGCUCUGGCAUCGUCAUUGUUCUUGGAAAUUGUAUGGAGGUCUUUAGCCACAUUCCUCCUAUUGCCAUUAGUUUUACACUUCUUGUGCUUCUUUUGGCAUGGGACUGUAAAGCUCAAUCUCCCAGCAGUAAUAUUACCUUAGCAAGGCAAUUGGAUUCGCUUCUUCAAAACUAUGCUUAUGGUGCUUUUGACCACCCACGCACCGGAACUCCUUAUGAUGGUGUCGCCCCUUCUAAUCUCACUGGUAUCAAAGUAGCCGUGCUAAGGCUUAGGUGUGGAAGUUUGAGGACUAGGGGAUUCCGCCAUUACAAGGAGUUUGAUAUUCCCACUGGUGUCAUUGUUCAACCUUAUGUGAAGAGGCUUGCUUUUGUUUACCAAAAUUUAGGAAACUGGUCAUCUUUCUAUUAUCCACUUCAGGGAUAUACCUAUCUUGCUCCAGUUCUAGGGCUUCUUGCUUAUAGUGCUGUCAAUAUAUCUGCCAUUGGCUUAUCUGAGCUUGAUAUCCUGGCUUCAAGUUCACCCAUAUCAAUCAAAUUUGCAGAUGUAAGGCCUGCAUUAAGUGGAUUCACAGUGAAGUGUGUAAAGUUUGAUUUAAAUGGUACGAGAGAGCUCACAGAUCUUAACUCAGGCAAUGUUUGUACUACAUUUCGGCAGGGACACUUCUCCAUUGUGGUUAAUUCUUCUGGUAUUGCUCCCGCUCCUGCUCCAAACCCCAUUCCUAGUCCUGGUAAAGGGCACAAAUUCAAGGCUUGGAAGAUUGUUGUUUCUGCUGUUGGCGGGUUUGUUGGAUUGCUUCUGCUGAUUUUGUUAGUUGCUUGUCUGGCGUCAUACAGAAAGAAAAAGAAAUUGAUGGAGAUGCAAAAAAGGGAAGAAGUUGGUGAGGUUUUGCAGAUGGGGCAAGUUGGGAAUACCCGAGUGCCAGUUGCCCCAAUGACACGAACACAACCUGUUAUUGAAAAUGAUUAUGUGCCUUGAACUGAAUUUAUAUUUUACGUUCUUUGAUGGUAUUUAGAAACAGGCUGUGGAGAGCCUUUCCUUUGGAAUAUUUGAUGUGUACAGUCCCUGAGGAGAUGACAAUUGUUAUGUUCUUUGAGGGUUUGAUAUGGAUUCAGUUCAUAACUUCGACCUCAUUUGAUGUCAAUAUGUGCAUUCUACUGGGGUUAAAUCCAUUUUUCCAUUUUGUUUGUUCCAGUCCUGAUCAAUGAAUUAACGCUGCCUUCUGGGAUUACAAAGGCUUGGUGGAAAAAAAUGUUUUCUUCAAUGUUCAGCGCAACGCAAGAACUUUUGAAGGCAUGCUAAAUUACAAUCUUGCUGAGUCAACA